Molecule: messenger RNA, 603 nt
Organism: Teleopsis dalmanni
Lineage: Eukaryota; Metazoa; Arthropoda; Insecta; Diptera; Diopsidae
Product: A-kinase anchor protein 14-like
Exons: 2
Coding region: 105-587 (160 amino acids)
Source: RefSeq, a predicted model, not a curated record
AUGUCAUGAAUUUUGUAUAUAAACUGAAACCAACCAACGAUUGAGCAUCAGUUUUAAACGAUUUCUUCAAAUCAAAACAGACACAAAAAUCCAAAUCUCACAAAAUGUUCAAAUACAUUGCAUUCUUCGCUGUUAUUGCUGUAGCUGCUGCUAAGCCCGGUUUGCUUGCAGAAACCCACACCAUUGUACAGCCUGCUGUUCUAACUAAAACUGCUGUUGUAGAUCAUAGCGCUUCAUCGGCAGUAACACAUCAAAGUUACACCAACUUAGUAAGGAAAGUGCCAUUAGCUCCAGUAGUUCCAGUUGUAAAAACCAUUGAACCAGUCAUUCCAGUUGUAAAAUCUGUUGUUGCUGCUCCUGUUGUGCAUUCUGUACCAGUUGUAAAGACUAUUGCUGCUCCCGUCGUGCACACCGUUCAUGCAGCUCCAGUUGUUCACACUGUACAUGCCGCUCCUGUAGUUCACACUGUACAUGCCGCCCCAGUUGUACACUCAGUACCUGUUGUACACUCAGUUCCUGUUGUACACUCAGCUCCAUUAGUUAAAACUGUCGUCUCCUCUCCAGUUGCCUACUCCCUUCAUCAUUAAAAUUUAAAACAAUGUG